CAACAAACAAACAAAUGAAUGUGUGCUACACUUCCUGUCAUACACCAGAUAGUGGAAGUACGACGACGGAGGUGGCCAAGGGAGAUGAUAUGCUUUUUAAGUCGUGUACAAUUUCUCUUACUACCGCCGAAUACUGAGUAUGUCUAUUAACUUCUGUCAUCCUGUAUACCAACCCCAUAUAUCAACAUCAUCGGUGUCUUCGGAUGGCUACGAAGUCAAUAACCUUAUCAAGGCCAGAAACGGCAUCUUCAAGACUCCAGGAUUUCUUGCUGCCCAUUUCAUCAAGCCACCGGUGGAUAUCGUUUGUGAAUUUCCAUGUAACAUAUAUCUUGAUAAGAUUAUAAUUGAUCCCUGUGUAGGCGCCCAGAAAUCAAGCAGUUUUGAGGUUUUUACUAAAAGCAUACCUACGCAUUCUCGUGAAACUUGGCUGUUCGAUAGCGAUGCUGUGAAAAAGAGUGAUGCCCCAAGAAGAGCAUUAAGAAACUGUUCUGAUGUAGCCGUGCCUGUUGGAAAAGCAUUCAGUCUUGAAAAUGAUAUGACCCAAUUCACUUUCUUAAACAGAAGUUUCAGAGCCAGGCCUCCAUUCUUUAACAACGACAAUGUUACAAUAGAAGCACCUGGUUUUGUUGUGCGCGAAAUGAAACACCAUUCACCACAGUCACUAAUGAAUGUCAGUCAUGUUAUUAUUCGCAUAAGUCGAGUCGUUAGCGGUUCUGUACCAGCACUAGGAAGACUUGAAAUAUAUGGACAGCCUGCUAGCUUUCAUAACAGUGAAAUUCGAGAUAAAGUGUACUCCCUAUAUAAAUCACUUAGUGAGAAACCACUGAAGAAGAAAAAGAAAAGUUCCACUAGCUCUGCAACACCUGUGACUAGUAGACAGAGGUCAGAAAAAAAUCAAAUCUCUAAAAAUAUCCCAGAAUGCUCUGUAGACUUCAUUGAUCCAAUCACAUGCGAGGUGAUGUCACUUCCUGUUUUAUUACCUUCAGGAAGUACUAUUGAUCAAUCAACUUUAGAUAAACAUAUAGUGUCUGAGGCACGGUGGGGUCGAAAACCCAGCGAUCCCUUCACAGGAAUUGUGUUCACUGAUACUAAAAAGGCAAUACCCAAUGCAAAACUCAAAUCCAGAAUAGACCAGUUCCUCUUAAAGGGUGGUGAUAGGUUGAAAUCUGUUCCAAGAACAGUUGGCAGAGCAACUGAUUUACAUAAUUUUGGAGUAUCACCAAGUGCCCUUGUUAAAGACUUGCAAGCUAUUCCAAGGAAUGCAAAUGAUGCAGUAAAUUUAAAUGAGGAUAUAGCCAAAGUUGGGUUGAGCAAGGAAAGCGAGGUCUCGCAUGAAAUUAGGACCCGGAAAAGAAAAAGAAAGCAAAAUCAUUCAACUGAAGAAUUGGGAAAAAGAACAAAGAACGUAUUAGAUGAUACAGCUACAGUAUCAAGAGAAAAACCAAAAGAAAGACUGCCCUCUACAGUCACUACUACACUGCCACAGAUGGCGCUGUCCUCCAGCAGAAUGUUGCUUAGUGGGAAAUACAGAAUGAAUGUAGAAGUUCCUGUUCCAAGUAGCAGUGGUGGUGUUUGGAAAGGUGCACAAGACACGAGAUCUCAUGAAGAAAAGCUAACUUCAAGUCUGGACGAUGCUUUGACUGACACACUGAGCAUAUUUGGCAGUUUCAAAAAGAAUUCAAAAGAAACAGAUGUACAGCAUGACCCAGAAAAACAUGAGAUAUGUUCUACAUGUACCAAGGCAUCAUCUAGUGGCAUCACUAUGUACAAAUUACAGUGUCAUCAUCUUUUGUGUCGUGCCUGUCUUACGAAAAGAUCACCAGGAUCCAAACAUAUCAAAUGCUGCAAAUGCCACCAGAUGUCUUCUCCUGAUGCAAUCAUACGCUUUCAUUCAAAGAAUGCUCGCUAAUCAUCGAUUUCAAUACAUUCCAGUCUACUUCUAUGAAGCAAAAAACAUUUAUGCACUGUUUGAUCAUUCCCCUUAAUCUAUACAAUUACUAAUGCAAUCUGUCUACUUACUGUCACUGUCGUAUUGUUUCAUACACCAACACAUUGCUAGCUAAGUUGCUGACUGAUUUACUGUACACUAUCAAGGUUGUUAAUUGAUUGGAAUUGAUUAGAUCAAACCAUUUUUUAUGGCGAAAAGCAGGUAGGGUAGUGUAACACUCAUGUUCAGAGUACAGUCUCCUUGGUCUUGAAACUAGUAACUUCCAAAUCUCACUUUGAAAUAAAUAAGACAAUCAUGUAACAAUUCUCUAAAUCUCUGGUGACCUGGCCUGAUGUGUUAGACAGUACUUACUUUUUAUGGUAUAUGACAACUUAUUCAAAUGCGUGAAAUAAAUUGAAAGAGAAAUGUAUCUUCUAUUGAUAGCCUCGGUACCAACCUGGUCAAUAUAACAAUCAUGAGACGCACACAGAAAAACAGUCAGUCAGUCAGUUACCUGGAAUGUUGCCGUCUUGUUCGAUGGGCCACGUGUGGCAUAUACAACAUAUGUAAAGAGCUGAUGUACUACCAAAAUAAGUCUAAAUUUGUUCUUGCGUGUGGAAAGGAAAGUCCUAUUGUACAAUGUAAAUGAACUAGUAAACUUAAUUUAUUUUCUGCAUC
Messenger RNA from Saccoglossus kowalevskii, 2605 nucleotides. Its product is annotated as RING finger protein 37-like. The record is from RefSeq and is a predicted model, not a curated record. Gene Ontology annotation, cellular component: nucleus. Gene Ontology annotation, biological process: protein polyubiquitination. NCBI's taxonomy places the organism in Eukaryota, Metazoa, Hemichordata, Enteropneusta, Harrimaniidae. Gene Ontology annotation, molecular function: ubiquitin-ubiquitin ligase activity; ubiquitin protein ligase binding.